AUGAAAAGAGCUUAUGUUGUAGUGGCCGAUAUAAAUUUACAAUCAGCAGAAGCUACAGUUGAAAGAAUCAAAGAAAAAACAGGUCCAGUACAUGUUCGUAAAAAUGCGAUUGCAUUUAAAGUUGACGUUUCCAAAGAGGAAGAGGUCAAAAAACUUGUUGAAACUGCUGAAGAAUUAAUCACGAAGAUAUUUGGUGCAACUCGAUUAAAAAUGUGA
Entrophospora sp. SA101 is the source of this 216-nucleotide messenger RNA. Lineage: Eukaryota; Fungi; Glomeromycota; Glomeromycetes; Entrophosporales; Entrophosporaceae. The record is from the annotation of a GenBank genome assembly.